UCAAAAUUCAAAUUCUUACACAUUACAAUCGGCUAAAUUGCGACUAAAGAAGGCCCCAAUUUGAAAUACGGAACGACAUCAGCUGUUCAGAUCGAGGGUUUUUUUCCUGGUUUUGAACAUUCUGUCACUCACAGAGAGAGAGAGAGAGAGAUCCAUCGGAAAAUUCAGGAUGAAGCCGGUGGUCGGGAUAGUGGUGUCGAACAAGAUGCAGAAGUCAGUCGUGGUGGCCGUCGAUCGCCUCUUCCAUCACAAGCUCUACAACCGCUACGUCAAGCGCACCUCCAAAUUCAUGGCUCACGACGAGCAGAACCAGUGCAAUAUCGGCGAUCGAGUGAGGCUGGAUCCUUCGCGGCCGCUCAGCAAGCACAAGUAUUGGAUUGUGGCGGAGAUUCUUAAGAAGGCCAGGAUAUAUGUGCCACCGUCUCUGGAUAAGGGCGUUUCCAAGACUGACGAAGCUUCGAGCGGCUUGGCCUCGUGAGGUGAUUAUAAAUGUUUUCCGUGUUCUUGUUGUUUCUUGUUUCCAAUUUUAGUAGCCUGUUGUUUGGUAUUUUUAAUCUUGAGAAGAAGUUUGGUGGGCCGUUAAUCUCUCGUCUUGGUUGUUAACAUGUUUGUGAGCUAAUACUUGCUUGUGAAAGAGCCUUUUUUGUCUGUAAAAUGGUUGGUGAUGGAACCUGAAGAUCCAAAUUUAGAUUGUUGUCGAGAACCCCAUUUGACCUUCUUUUGUCGGAGAACUGAUUAUUGGUGAAAUGGCUCAAUAAUAUUUAAAAAAAAAAAAACUUCUUUUGUCAAGACUGAUAUAUAAACAUAAACCUUUUGUCUUGUGGUGUUGUCACCAGUUGACAACAGAAGAUGGGCGUCAAAAUCGUGCACACGUCUA
Messenger RNA from Striga asiatica, 877 nucleotides. The record is from the annotation of a GenBank genome assembly. NCBI's taxonomy places the organism in Eukaryota, Viridiplantae, Streptophyta, Magnoliopsida, Lamiales, Orobanchaceae.